AUGCGUGACAAAAUGUGACACGACGCGUAAAGGCGCGGUCCAUGGACCCGUGCGUCUCCGCUUGAAAUCAACGCGACCUAGACGCGUCUAAUCUCCUUCCCUUUCUCUUCAUUCUCUUUCUCUUGUACUUACCAUGCUGGAAGCAAGACUCCAAGAAGCAGCCCUUCUCAAGCGUCUGCUAGACUCUAUUAAAGAGUUGGUGACAGAUGCCAACUUUGAGUGCAAUGAAGAAGGAAUCAAUCUUCAAGCCAUGGACAACUCCCAUGUAGCUCUCGUUGCUGUCAAGCUUGAAGCGACAGGUUUCAAAAAGUAUCGCUGUGACCGCCCAAUGCCUCUGGGUGUCAAUCUCGCCUCCCUCACCAAAGUUCUUAAAUGUGCCAAGGAUGAUGAUAUCUGUAUCAUCAAGGCGAGCGAUGAUGCUGACAUUUUGAACCUCGUCUAUGAAGCAAGAAGUUCUGACCGAAUCGCGGAGUAUGAUAUGAAACUCAUGGAUAUCGAUGCCGAGACCCUUGGUAUUCCAGACACAGAGUACGAUGCACGAGUUACCAUGACCGCGUCAGAAUUCACGAGGAUCGUUCGCGAUCUGUCACAACUGGGCGAAUCUGUGCGGAUCGAGGUAUCGAAGGAAGGUGUCCGCUUUGCAAGUGAGGGCGAAGCCGCAAACGGUAGCGUGCUGUUAAAGCAGACCGAGGCUGCAAGGGAGAAGUACGCCAACUAUGGCAAGGAAGACGAAGAAACUAAGGAGGAGGACGAUGAUGACGAUGACGAAGAAGGGAGUAGCAGUAAAAAGAAGGUCAAGAAAGAGAAGAACGUGAAGAAAGAGGAUGGUGACGUCGAGAUGGAGGGCGAGGAAGAUGACGAGGAUGAAGAUAAGGACGGCGAGUUCAAAACUAAGUCGGACGAUGAGGGUGAGGAGGAACAGGACCAGGAAGAAGAAGACGAGAAGAAGAGUAGCAAGAAGCGCAAGAAGGCACCCGCAAAGACCAAUGGCAAGCCCGCCAAGAAAGUCAAAAAGGCGGACGAGACUCCCACAGACGGAGGGGUGCUCAUUGAGAUGAAUCAACACGUGUCGCUAACGUUCAGCUUGAAGUACCUCGUCAACUUCUCAAAGAGCUCAGCGCUAUCAAACACGGUACAGCUCAUGAUGAGCAACGACGUGCCACUUCUUGUAUCUUACAAAUUCGGACAAGGCGAGAUCAAGUACUACCUCGCACCAAAAAUUGGAGAGGAAUAAUCGUGCUCUCACUGUAUAUCACUCAUCUCACAUGUCGGUUUUGUAUCUAUGAUAAUCCAUCGCUUUCCGUUCCUUCUGUGUACUAGUGGGC
Molecule: messenger RNA, 1325 nt
Organism: Suillus paluster
Lineage: Eukaryota; Fungi; Basidiomycota; Agaricomycetes; Boletales; Suillaceae
Product: proliferating cell nuclear antigen, N-terminal domain-containing protein
Exons: 6
Coding region: 134-1234 (366 amino acids)
Biological process (GO): leading strand elongation; translesion synthesis; regulation of DNA replication
Cellular component (GO): PCNA complex
Molecular function (GO): DNA polymerase processivity factor activity; DNA binding
Source: RefSeq, a predicted model, not a curated record